AGAAAGCUUAGACUUCACACUUUUUUCUUUUGGCGCAACGAAACUCCGAUUGAAAUCAUCAAAUUCUAGGCGUUUCUUAAUACUUAUUCUAAAAUAGAAAAAUUUCUUAAAAAUCAAUGAUCCUUGUAGCUUUAUGAAAGAGUUUCUUUUCUGUUUCUUUACCAUGAUAGCUGAAAUCUUAGAGAUAUGUGUAUAUGAAACUUUCGAUAAUAUUUAUUUUUAAUUUCUUUUCUUUCAAGUUUUCAAACGUCAUUUAGAACACCUUUUAACUAUAAUUACUCAAUAAAAAUAUACGAGAAAUAAGUUUUAAAUGCGUACAAUUCUCUAGUAAAAAUAUCAUGACUACCAUUUCAAAUUUACAUUCUUUAUCAAAUAUUCACCUUGAUUCAUCAGAUCAAUCACCCUCAAGAAUCAGUUUAUGUGUAACAGGAAAAUAAUAAUCGUUGCAGUAAUCGUUGCCGUCGUCAUCAUAGUUGGCUUGAUAAUUGGUUUGGCUGUUAUUGCAAGCAGUAAAAACAGACAAACAUUCGCAGAUGACAUGACGUUUGGACCUCAGAUCAUCUGGAAUCCAGAUCCAGAAAUAAUCGCAGGUGGUAACGGAGACGGUAGCAGAUCGGAUCAGUUGAGCUUUCCUUACGGAUACUAUAUCACAAAAAGUGGAUAUGUUUACGCAUGUGAUUGCGGUAACAACAGGAUACAACGAUAUGCAGCAAAUGCGCUCGCGGGUGAAACAGUUGUAGGCGGGCAAAGUUCAGAAUCCGCUCAAUUGGAUUGUCCAACAAGUGUUUAUGUGGAUGAAAAUCAAGGCUUGUAUGUACUGGACACACACAAAUAUCGUGUUCUUUAUUGGCCAUAUAAUUCGACAAAUUGGACAAGGAUAUACGGCGGUCGAAAUGGUAAUAUGACAAAUCAGUUAUAUGCCAAUCAAAUAGGCCUUAGUUAUAGUAUGACAUUUGACAGCAGCAAUCGUAGCUUUUAUUUAGCGGAAUCUUACGCAAAUAUUCGUUCGCGAGUGACAAAAUGGAUAGUGAACGGCACAUCAGGGGUUGUUGUUGCCGGAUUUUAUGGUCAAGGGGCCGGCUCUAAUGAACUAAAUAAUCCCUAUGGCACUUUUAUAGAUGAGAACGGUACACUUUUUGUAGCUGAUACAUAUAACCAUCGAGUGCAAAAAUGGCCCAAAAACACCGUAAGUGCAACUACAAUUGCCGGCGGACAGAGAGCAGGCACAAAUGCUUCUCAACUAAGCUUGCCGACGUCAGUUGCCCUCGAUAAAUACGGCAAUUUAUAUGUUCUCGACGCCGGGAAUUCACGGGGGUUUUAA
Messenger RNA from Didymodactylos carnosus, 1321 nucleotides. Lineage: Eukaryota; Metazoa; Rotifera; Eurotatoria; Philodinida; Philodinidae. The record is from the annotation of a GenBank genome assembly.